AUGGAGGCGUCCCCUGCGGUGGCGGCCGGGAAAUCAGGGCCCGCCAUGGCUGCAGGCCGGCGCGUGGACGCCUAUAAGCGUUGGCUGCUGGGCACCAUGGAGGUGUCGGCGGCAGGCUGGAGUCUCACCAUCCAGUCCCCGUGCUUCUUGCGUGGCCCGCACCACCCCCAGACCCCCACCCCGCACGAAAUCUCUCCUCAUUUCCCCCAUUUUCUUCUCUCCCAUCGGGCUCUAGGCCGCCUCCCUCCCUCAGGCCGGCGCCCUUCCACGCAAAGGCCGGCCUCCCGCCGGCGCCGUCCUGCCCCGCCGCGUCCCUCCCUCCCUCCCGCCGACGCCGGCCAGCCCCGCCGUGUCCCUCCCUCCCUCCCGCCGACGCCGGCCAGCCCCGCCGCGUCCCUCCCUCCCGUCGGCGCCGCCCCGCGGCCUCCAUCCCUGCAGAAGGCAGCAGCUCGCACCUCCACGCCCACCACACGACGCCGCCUCCUUCCGCCGCACCAGCAGCAAGCUCCGCCGCGUUUCCUCAUACCAGCGGUUGGCAUGACCUCGUGGAGGAGCAGCGGGCAGAAAUUCCACACGCCUGCGCCGUCCCGCGCCAUGGAGACGAAUCUUCUCCACGAGGUCGACCAGGCACGGGGUCCUCUGCCCCAAGGUCGGCGCCGGAGCUCCCUCGACUCGCCGGAGCUCCCUCACCGGAGCUGCCAGGGACGCGUCUCCACCUCUCCAUUGACGCUCCAGGACGAAGAGUCGCUGGUUGUAAACUAA
Molecule: messenger RNA, 762 nt
Organism: Lolium perenne
Lineage: Eukaryota; Viridiplantae; Streptophyta; Magnoliopsida; Poales; Poaceae
Source: RefSeq, a predicted model, not a curated record